Molecule: messenger RNA, 3494 nt
Organism: Cinara cedri
Lineage: Eukaryota; Metazoa; Arthropoda; Insecta; Hemiptera; Aphididae
Source: the annotation of a GenBank genome assembly
CGAAGCGAUUGGUUCCCCGUAUAUCAGUAAUGAUAAAUUAUCCAAUAAUUGACGAUUGUGAUGAGCUCAUUCGGUCCGUAAUUUACUCGGAACUUUUUUUUUUUAUUAUUAGUUUUACCAAUCAGUUAAUUGCAUACUUGUAAUCGUUUAUAUUUCGUUUAAAAGUUUUGUAUUUAUUUUGUAAGUGCGAUCAAUUGUGUAUUUUUAAUCGAUUUUGUAGUUAAAUUCAGAACAGGGCCAACGCCUAGUUUUUUUUUGAUAAGCAUAACAUUCCGACAUAAUGGCAGCAAUCCGUAAGAAACUUGUCAUCGUCGGCGACGGUGCUUGCGGAAAAACAUGCCUGUUAAUCGUGUUUUCCAAAGAUCAAUUCCCAGAAGUAUAUGUACCCACCGUGUUCGAGAACUAUGUAGCUGAUAUUGAAGUGGAUGGUAAACAAGUAGAGCUAGCGCUGUGGGAUACAGCGGGACAAGAAGAUUAUGACAGGCUAAGACCUUUGUCCUAUCCUGACACGGACGUGAUCCUUAUGUGUUUCUCCAUAGACUCACCAGACUCGUUAGAAAACAUCCCAGAGAAAUGGACACCGGAGGUAAAACAUUUCUGUCCAAAUGUGCCGAUCAUAUUGGUCGGCAACAAAAAAGACUUGCGCAAUGAUCCAAAUACAAUACGUGAGCUGAGUAAGAUGAAACAAGAACCAGUGAGGCCAGAAGAAGGACGAGCCAUGGCCGAAAAGAUCAACGCAUUUGCUUAUUUGGAAUGUUCAGCCAAAAGCAAAGAAGGAGUACGCGAAGUGUUUGAAACAUCGACAAGAGCCGCAUUACAAGUAAAGAAAAAGAAGAAAGGCAAGUGCACUUUGUUGUAAGUGAUGUCAUAUUUGAGAAUAUAAAAAUCUACUUAGAAAAUAAAAUAUAUCAUAUUUUUAUACAAUUUUUCAAUUUACCAUGUCGUUGUAAGGAUUUUCAGCAUUUAAAACAAAUAUACCUGAUUGUACAAAUCAUGGUGCAAGACAAAAUAUAUAUAUAUAUAUAUUUAUAUGUAUAUAUAUCAUUUUAUUUUUCUAUAAUAAACAUAAUUAUAAUCAUGUAUUCCUAUUGUUUGCCAAAAUGUGUACAAAGCAAAACUAUUGGGGAAAAUUUUUAUCGGGUAAUCACUAAUCAUAGUGCAUUUUGUAACUUAUUUUAACUUUAUUUUUUAUAUUAUAAUAACUGUUCUGUAAAAAUAAAGUUGAAACUACAAAAUAAUUGAACCAUUUUAAUAAGACUCAUUUUUCGCUACCUUUAACAUACAAUAUUUCUGUAUCGUAACAUAUUUAUAUAUAUAUAUAUAUAUAUAAAAAAAAAUAUAUAUAUAUACAUUUUUUUUAUGGACCUGCUGUGCCAGGAAUUCCAUAAUGUAUUCCUUAGCUUAGUUUUUUUUUUUUAAAUACUAUUAUUACGUUUGUUCAUUAACCAAUAUUUAUAUGCUUGUAAUUUUUAAGAAAUUUACUAAUAAAAUUUAGAUUUUUAAUUAAAUUUAUUUUCAAUGUUUAUAAUAAUUGAAUAAUAAUUAAUGGGUCUCAUUUAAAACCUAUGUUUUAUGCGAGUACUUACUUCUGAAUAUUCUUUUAUAUCACUAAUAUGUGACUCAAUGAUUUGAUGACUAAACAUGGUAUUAACAGUUAUUUUGCUAUAAAUUCCCUUGUUAACAAAUAUGAGAAAAUAUAUUAUUUUAAAUAUAAGAUUUAAUGCAGAUUAUGUUAUAAUCUACUGGUUCUAAAGAAUGCAUAAUAUACCAAGUACUUAUUUAAAUGACUAUUGUUUAGAAAUUAAUUUGAGAAAACAUUAAUUACAUUUUUUUUUUUAUGAUUUUAAUUCUUGUUUGAAAAUGUAAUUUAGUGUACCUAUAGCUAUAAACAUAAACUAAUUUUCCUGUAAACAUAUAUACUUUUUCUAUUAUACAAGACUGUUAAUGAAUCAAAAUGAAGGUAUAGGUUUUUUUUUUUGUAUUAUGCCAAUAUUACUUACUUCAGACUAAUAAUUGUAUUUUUGUUUAAUUUCAAAGUUAUUUUAUUCCCUUAACAGUAUAAACGUGAAAAACUUAACUUUAUUCAAUAUUAUCAGUUUAAACAGUAAAAGUAAACAAUAUGCAUGGGUUGUUUCUGAAAUAAAAUGUUUGUAAUAAAUUUAAUAGUUUAUGAUAUGAUUUACUGAAACCGUAGAAUUCGUAUUGCUGUUACCAACAUUGGUUAUCAGUAUCAUCAAUCAACGUUAUGAACAAUUUAUGCUAUUUUAUUAGUUUAUAACAUAAACAUGGAGUCAUUGGUUAUACUUUAUAAUUUUUACUCUGCAUUGUACUAAUUUAUACUAUUUUGAAUAGAAAAAAAAUAGCAUAUUGUAUUGUCAUGUCAACUUGAUUUCCAUACAAAAUAUUUUGAUAAAUGUUUAAUCAUUUAUAAGUAUUGGAAAUAUGUUUAAAACUGUAUGCAAAAUUAGUUUUUUACAUAUACAAAUUAACUUAUGUUAUUAAAUAAACAAUAAUGUGAUUUAAACUUGUAAUUAAUUAUCUUAUUUGCAAAAGCUUAACAACCUUCAACAUGUCUAAAAAAAAUAGUCUCUAUUUAAAUCUAUGAUUGAAAGAGUGAGAUUACUAUUUAAAAUCCAAAGUGGAUACUCAUUUUAGAUAUAAAGAGUAGGGGUAUAAAAAUAAAAAAUAAAGCUUAAAUGAAUCAUCUCAAAUUGUUAAUCAAUAAAUCACUAUAUUAACGAAUAUAUUUAAAAAUAACAGAUUUCAAAUCUCCUGAGAAAAAUGCUGGUUAAUGAUAAUGAAUAAUAGUUAAAUAAUAUAAUAUGUGACAUGUAAAUACUUAUUAUAAUAAUUGUACAUGGUUAUCAUGGCUUCUGGAAACCUGGAAUAGUAAAAGAAUUUGUAUGAAAUUUUGAAAUUUUAAUUUCAAACUUCAAUCUCCAUUUUCAUAUUAGCUAUUCAAAAUUCGAAAAAUAUUGUAUAUUAUUUUGUUACAUAUUUAAUACAUACCACACAUUUUUAAAGUAAGUUGAAGCAUUGUUAUUUCAACAUUCAUUUAUAUUAAAAACUAUUAAAUUUUUUCAAAAAAUAAAAGUUAAAAGAUAUUUUUCUAAUUCAUAUUAUUGGUAAACUGAAAAAAAACAUUUAAAAUUCAAAUUGGAAUUUCAUAACAACUAUGUGUUAAGAAUUAAAAUAAUAAAUAAUAUUUUAAUAUUGUAUCUUUUUUUACCGGCAUAGUAAUACUUACACUAAUUAGAAGUGGAUACUAAUAUUUUGAACUUUUAUUUUUUUCUGAGUUGUAUUCCUAAAAUCUAAGGUACUUAUGGUUCAGAUCCAUAGGCAAUAUUAUGAUCUGGUGUAAAAAAUGUGUUUGAAUGUUAUGCAAAUAGGAAUUUAGAUUUAUACCAUUUAAACCCCUUUAAAUAAUUCAAUAUGAUUUUGAUUAGCUAUAAUAUUUAAAUUAUUCAUUUAUUUUAUAUUCUUAAAAUAGCGAG